Molecule: messenger RNA, 1403 nt
Organism: Chrysoperla carnea
Lineage: Eukaryota; Metazoa; Arthropoda; Insecta; Neuroptera; Chrysopidae
Gene: Gmppa
Product: mannose-1-phosphate guanyltransferase alpha-A
Exons: 7
Coding region: 108-1403 (431 amino acids)
Biological process (GO): biosynthetic process
Cellular component (GO): cytoplasm
Source: RefSeq, a predicted model, not a curated record
UUUUGACAAACUAUUUGACAUGAGUUAAUACCGAUAACAAAUAAAAAGUUUUUAUUUGUAAUUACGUGGUCAAUGUCACGUUUAAAUAAUUCAUAUGUGUUUAAAAUAUGCAUAAAGAAAUGUUGAAAGCAGUCAUAUUAAUUGGUGGCCCACAAAAGGGUACUAGAUUUCGUCCAUUAUCCUUAGAUAUUCCAAAACCUUUAUUCCCGGUUGCUGGUUUACCUUUAAUACAACAUCAUAUUGAAGCAUGUGCUAAUGUCGAAGCGCUCAAAGAAAUCUUAAUUAUAGGAAAUUAUCCCGCAACGCAAUUACAACAAUUUGUUGUUGAUAUGCAGAGUCGGUAUAAUAUGAAUAUUCGAUAUUUACAAGAAUUUACGGCACUAGGUACUGCUGGUGGAAUGUACCAUUUUCGAGAUCAAAUUCGAUGUGGAAAUCCUGAAGCAUUUUUUGUAAUGAAUGGAGAUGUUUGUGCUGAUUUUCCAUUAAAUGAAUUAUAUGAAUUUCAUAAAACGAAGCCUUCAUCUUGGGUCACAAUAAUGGGAACAGAAGCCACUAGACAACAAUCCAAACAUUAUGGAUGUAUGGCUACAGAUCGUACAACAAACGAAGUCACUCAUUAUGUUGAAAAACCAAAUUCUUAUGUCUCAACAUUAAUUAAUUGUGGAGUUUAUGUUUGUUCUUUGGAUGUCUUUCAAACGAUGGCUACUAUUUUUAGCUCAAAACAACAAGAUUAUUAUCGACAAUCAACUGGAAAUGGUAAAGACACGGGUCAUAUUCAGUUAGAGCAAGAAGUACUUGCACCACUGGCUGGAACUGGAAAAUUAUUUGCAUUCCAGAUUUCUAAUUGGUGGUCACAAUUAAAAACGGCCGGUUCAGCAAUAUACGCUAAUCGCCAUUAUCUUGAACUAUAUCGUACACAUAAACCAGAACGCUUAGCAUCCCAAACUGCAAAAGAAUCUGGUGAUUCUAAAUUUCAAUGUGAAAUUAUUCCCGAUGUACAUAUUCAUUCAUCUGCAACUGUGCAUUCAACGGCUGUGCUAGGACCUAAUGUUAGUAUAGGACCAAAUGUUUCAAUUGGACCAGGUGUUCGUAUACGAGAGAGUAUAGUUCUUGAAGGCGCAACUAUUAAAGAUCAUAGUUUAGUGUUGUACAGUAUAGUGGGUCGUGAUACAAAAAUUGGUGAAUGGUCACGUGUCGAGGGAACACCCGGCGAUCCAGAUCCUAAUAAACCAUUCGCAAAAAUGGAAAAUCCACCGUUAUUUAAUAACGAUGGACGAUUAAAUCCAUCUUUGACUAUUCUAGGUUGUGGUGUAUCAGUGCCAUCAGAAACAAUUUUAUUAAAUUCCAUUGUAUUACCGCACAAAGAGCUAAGUCGAAGUUUUAAAAAUGAGAUAAUUUUAUAG